AGUCAGCCCGUGUUGGCAACUCCCCCCUCCAGUCCUUGCGCCCCGUCUUGGAAGCAGCGACAGAGACAAAGACCAACCAUGGCUGCAAGCCAAGUCGGCUCCAAGCUGGCGGUGUACGAAGGCCUGCUAGACGUACUGCUAGAUGACGAGAUGCAGCUUGUGGAGGCGAUUGUGUCGCAGAUGGACAUUUGCGACGCCGACAAGCUGGCCAAGAUCUUUGUGCACUGCUUCGAGUCGCGGGACAUGACGCUCCAGCUGCUGGAGCGGUCUGUGACGCGGGAGAUCGAAAAGACCGAGUACGCACAGGUUUUGUUCCGCGGCAACUCGCUGGCGUCCAAGAUGAUGACGGUGUACUCGCGGCUUGUGGGAACGCAGUACCUGCGGUCGACGCUGUGGCCGGUGAUGUCUGCCGUUGUGGAGAGCGAAACGUCAUUCGAGGUGGACCCUAACCGUGCGCGUGAUGGCGAAGACCUGACAGACAACUUGGGCAAGGUGCGGCAUCAUGUGGAGGCAUUUCUUGCGGCGAUUUUGGACUCGAUCGACUCGUGCCCGACGCCUCUGCGCAAGCUGUGUGCGGCGUUGAUGGCGAGCGUGGAUACCAAGUUCCCGGAAUCACACUUUAAGGUUGUGGGCGGGUACUUUUUCCUCCGCUACCUCUGCCCGGCGGUUGUGUCGCCGCCGGCGUACUCGCUGAUGGACUCGUUCCCCAAGAAGACAGCGCAUCGUGGGCUGGUGCUCAUUGCCAAGUCGCUACAGAACCUGGCGAAUAACGUGCCGUUCUCUGCCAACAAGGAGCGGUACUUGCUGGACAUGAACGACUUUAUCGAGGCCAACGUGGAGCGGCUCAACGAGUUUUUUGAGGCGCUGGCGACGGUCGACGACGAGGUCGAGCUCCCUCCGCCGGCGGACAUUGACGCGGCCAAGGCGCUGCAGGUCCGUGUUGAUCUGCAGCGGUACCUCUCGGCUAACUACGACAACAUUGUGGCUGCGCUGGAGAGUGGAUGCGGGGCUGAUGCGGCCGUGGUGGCUCAGUUUGCCGAUGUGAUGCAGACGCUGCAGCAGACGGUGGCAGCGGAGCAGAGCAAGGCGGCCAAGGCCAAGGGCGAGUCUGCGACGGAGCUUGACGGCGGUGGUGGCGACGACGAGGGCGGGAGCAGUGGCAACGACGGCCUUGUUCUCAACAUGGAGCUGGAGUGGACAGAGAAGCCGCGCGAUGCGGUGGCAAUCACGCGCGACCUACUGUCGCGGCUGAAGAACAUGGCCGAGUCUGCAGUCAAUGAUCUGGUGCUCUCGUCGCAGUCUCAGAUGACGCUGGCGAUGCUUGGGUCGGCGUCGGACACGUCGAUGGACACGCCUGCGGCAAUGAUCGACAUGCUCGGUGCGAUUCCGUCGGCAUCGCCGGGGCGGCUGGCAGACAUGCGCGACCCGUACGAGUGGUCCAAGAUUGCCAACUCGAUCGACUUUUCCGAGUUUAUGGUCGACACGGCCGAGCUGCAAAAGGUUGACCUUGCUGCGCUCGGCAGCCGGGCGGCGACGAUUGCGUUCUGGAUCAACGUCUACAACAUGCUCGUUCUGCACACGCGGCUGUUGGUGGGCAAGAUGCCGACGUCUGUCUUUGCGCGCAAAUCGUUCUUCUCCAACUACAAGUACAACCUGGGCGGCCACCUGUUCUCGCUCGAUGACAUCUACCACGGCGUGCUCCGCGGCAACCCGCGGUUCCAGAUCAAGCGGCGUGACGAGCGGGUCGAGUACGUCAUCUCGGCGUACGACCCGAGGGUUCACUUUGGCGUCUCGCAGCUCAACGCGUCGUCGCCGGUCAUCCGCAUCAUGACGGCCGAGACCGUCUUCCGCAAGCUCCUCUGGGCAGCCAUCACAUACUGCAAUCGUGAGGUCUCGGUCUCGGCCGAGAAGCGCGGUGUGACGCUUCCCAAGCUCUUCUCACUCUACGCCACCGACUUUGGCCCGUUCAAGACCGACGUUUGGUCGGUGCUCGGCCUCUGGCUCAACGAGGACGUCAAAGACGUGCUCUCGUCGUUCCUCAAGACCGGCAAGUACAAGAUCUCGUACAAGGACAUGGACUACGGGCCCAAAGUGCCCGUCUUCGAGACAGACUCGGGCGCCGAGGCCUUUGCGGUCUUCUCGGCGCGGAAGGACGCCGAGAAGGCCGCGUCCGAGUCGGCGGCGCCCGGAUCGUCAGCGCCGGCUGCCGCCAAAGCCAUCGAGGUUACCGCGUCGACCGACGACGGCUCCGACGAAAUCGAGUCGGUGGUGGUGGACCUCGACGAGCUUUUUGUGGUCAAUGUGGAGGAGGAGUGGAACGAUGAGGUCCGGCCGGCCGUCGCCGUCUCCAUUGACCUCGUCACUCACCUCGGGCGCCUAGUCAAGACCUUUAUGUACGGGUGGACGUCGGUGGCCGGCUCGCGCCAGUUCCGCGACUUUGUCCUUGUCGCUGGCGAGCUGCAGAAGGUCUCGCUGGCGCCGCUCUCGGCUAACGAGCGCAAGUGCUUCUUUAUCAACAUCUACAACACGCUUGUCACCCACCUGUACAUCAUGUGCGGGCCGCCGACCUCAAUCUUCUCGCGCAAGUCGUUCUUCAAGAAGUUCAAGUACAACAUCGGCGGCUACUCGUACACGCUCAACGACAUCUACCACGGCAUUCUCCGCUGCAACCGCAAGAAGAUGUUCAAAAAGUCAGACCCGCGCCUCGCAUAUUCGAUCCCACCCGGCGACUUUGAUCCCCGCAUCCACUUUGCCUGCUCUAACCUCACCGAGUCGGCCGGCCCCGUCCGCGUCUACCACCCGGCUACCAUCGACGUCGAGCUUGACGCCCAAGUCGCCGCCUCUAUCAAGCGCGUCAUCGAAAUCAAGCCGGCUAAGAACAAGAUCUACCUGCCCAAGAUCAUCGACAUGAAUCUUUCCGACUUUGUCAAGAAGAAGGACAUGGUCUACGAUUUCUUCAAGUCCUAUCUCGACGCCGACGAUCAGGCCGCCAUCGAGGCCUUUCCCAACACCUCCAAGAAGCUGCGCGUCUGGUACCGCGACUGGCAGUGGGCGCCCGACCCGCAGUUUCUGUGCUGAGCAAAUGAAGCAAGAGAGCACAAGCAAACGCAGUCUAUCUAGUCCGUGCGCUGGCACCUGGCAUCAGAGCUCGAGUACCUCGGUCUCGUCGCGGGUGGUGGUGAGGAGCGGGAUGACGGCCUCGACGUCGGCGUAAAAGGCCGGGGUGAUG
Messenger RNA from Thecamonas trahens ATCC 50062, 3229 nucleotides. RefSeq lists its product as uncharacterized. The record is from RefSeq and is a predicted model, not a curated record. Lineage: Eukaryota; Apusomonadida; Apusomonadidae. The coding region runs from base 79 to 3078 and encodes 999 amino acids. Gene Ontology annotation, biological process: regulation of GTPase activity. The transcript is spliced from 2 exons.